Messenger RNA from Cyanidioschyzon merolae strain 10D, 1743 nucleotides. Its product is annotated as nonsense-mediated mRNA decay protein 3. The coding region runs from base 1 to 1743 and encodes 580 amino acids. The transcript has a single exon. Gene Ontology annotation, molecular function: ribosomal large subunit binding. The record is from RefSeq and is a predicted model, not a curated record. Gene Ontology annotation, cellular component: nucleus; cytoplasm. NCBI's taxonomy places the organism in Eukaryota, Rhodophyta, Bangiophyceae, Cyanidiales, Cyanidiaceae. Gene Ontology annotation, biological process: ribosomal large subunit export from nucleus.
AUGGGUACGACUUCAGUUCAGGACCAAUCGACAGUCACGAUUCUAUGUUGUCUCUGCGGGGCGCCAAUUACCGCCAACCCGAGCAACAUGUGCGUACACUGUUUGCGGAGUCAGGUAGACCUUACGCAGGGCUUCCCGAAGCAGUGUGCGCUGGUGUACUGCAAGUUCUGUGGUCGCUACCUUGUUCCACCGAAAACUUGGGUCCGUGCGGAUCUUGAAUCAAAGGAGUUGAUGACGAUCUGUCUAAAGCGACUGAAGCGGCUUGUGAAGCUGCACCUUGUCGAUGCGGCUUUUGUAUGGACGGAGCCGCACUCGCGGCGCAUCCGACUUCGCUUAACCGUACAGGACGAAGUCCUGAACCGCACCAUUCUCGAACAAUCGUUUAUCGUUGAGUUCGUAGUGGAACUCCAGCAGUGCGCGGACUGUAAACGGGAAGCUGCGAAAAUCGAGGCUUGGGAAGCCGUCGUCCAGCUCCGACAGCGCGUAGACCACAAGCGAACGCUCUUCUAUCUUGAGCAGUUGAUUCUGAAGCACAACGCUCACGAGGAUGUUUUAGGCAUUCGACAGCAGAAGGAUGGACUCGACUUUUACUUUGUUCAUCGUUCACACGCGCUCAAAUUCCUGAGCUUUCUGCAUAACGUUGCCUGUGUUCGUCAACGUCAGAGCAAUCAUCUGGUGUCGCAUGACCCCAGCAACAACGUGUAUCGAUACAAGUAUACGUUUUCAGCGGAAAUACCACCAAUUUGCCGCGAGGAUCUGGUGUAUCUGCCACCACGAGUUGCGACGCAACUGGGUGGACUCUCCAGCCUCCUGCUCGUGCAUCGGAUCACGAACCAGAUUCGUCUGCUUGAUCCGCUCACUGGGUUUGAGCACCAUAUCGACGGGGCCACCUACUGGCGCCUCGGCUUAACAGCAUUGAUGAAUGCGCGUCGCCUCACAGCGUUUGUGGUGCUCGAUGUGGAACCUGUGGAGCGGGAUCCAGCGGCGACUAGCUGCGGGCACCUGGACCAGCGAUUUCGCCUUGCAGACGCAACGGUUGCUCGUGCUGCAGACCUGGGUGUGAAUGAUCAACAGUUUUUGGUUCGCACACACCUUGGAAACAUUCUCAAGGCGGGUGACCUUGUGCUCGGUUACGAUCUAGUUUCGGCCAAUUUGAAUGAGAGCGACUUGUUCGAAUCCCUGCAAAGCGAUUCGUUGAAAGCGACACUGCCGGAAAUCGUUCUCGUGAAGCGAGGUUAUCCCCAGAGGGAUCGCACCAAGCAGCGGAUAUGGACUUUGCGCGAGCUUCCCAAAGAUGAUGGCGAUGUUGGUGAGCAUCGGCAUGCCUUGCGAGAAGGCGCUCGCGUCACUGGGCGACAACGGGACCAGCGCGAUGUCGCUCUGGAGCGCGAUCGUGAGGAGUUUAUGCAGGAGCUGGAACAGGAUCCGGAGCUUCGAGCGACGGUGAAUCUGUACAAAGAUCCCACCAAGUUUGUGGAGGAUGGUCUCGGACGACUUGGGAUUCGCUAUCCUGGGGAUCGGAAGUGGACUGCAUCUGAACGAGCACAAGGUCAGAGUCGACGAAAUGUUCAGAAUGCGAAUCGUUUCGACGGACAGCGUGGAAUGAAUGCGUAUGCGGUGCUUGAAGCAGACACGGAUGCAGACCAGUCUGACGACUAUCCCAGUGUGAGUCUCGAUGAGUUGCUUGAUGGCCUCGAUAUAUCCGAUGAUGCGGAUCAGGGCCAGGAUGCAGUGACUAGUUGA